Syzygium oleosum is the source of this 2049-nucleotide messenger RNA. RefSeq names its product IRK-interacting protein. The record is from RefSeq and is a predicted model, not a curated record. The coding region runs from base 393 to 1931 and encodes 512 amino acids. NCBI's taxonomy places the organism in Eukaryota, Viridiplantae, Streptophyta, Magnoliopsida, Myrtales, Myrtaceae. The transcript is spliced from 3 exons.
UGGAUUACGACGGCCUUAAAUUCUUCAAACCAUUAUGAUGGCCAUUAUGGUGGAGUCAUUGCUUCUUACCAAUGACUCCACCAAACUCAAAAUUGCACACAUUCGUAACCAAAGCCCGCGAUCUUGUUCACGAUGAUCAUAUAAUAUGCUCAACAUCAUCGUAAGGUUUUCAUCUCACCGAGAGGUAUCCAGCCCUGUGGACUGUAGAGAGAGAGAGAGAGAGAGACUCACAUCUCUCCUGCGACUCCUGUCGUUUAAAGAGCAGGAUUACAAGACGGACAAAGGCAACCUAGACACACUCGCUCUCUCCUUCCUCGGGAUAAAACUCACCCCACGUACAGAAUGACAACAAUAUAUUGGAGUGUGUCCCCAACAGAGAAAGAACGCAGAGCAUGAUCGUCAAUCCUCAGACAACAAGAAUGCCUCGUUCCAAACCAUCCUCUUCUCCUUCUUCCUCCUCCAAAUCCCCACCUUCCCCUCCUCUCUGUUUCCCUCUCCAAUCCCCCCACUUCACUCCCAUCCAAGAAUGCCAAAGAGAAGAAGAAGAAGAGGAAGAUGCUAACAGUAUCGAGGGACCGACCUCUCAUGCGCGGCCGACGCCGACCACUCCGAGGCACCACCACCAACCGACGCCGCUGCACCAUGACCACAGAAGCGGCAAGCCGGGGAGCAAGAAGCGACAGGAAUCGUCCGGCGGCGAUGACGUCUCGGUGUCGUGCAACAACUGCCGCCCGCACGCGCGCGAGAAGAUCUCCGUGGUCCCCCUCGACAACGGCGGCCACCACCACGGCCUGGGGCGGCACUCGAUCCCGAGUCCGAACGGCAUCUUCAGGUCCAUCUUGUCCACGCUGACCAAGAGGAGCCCGCGGUCCAUCGACGCCCCGUCGUCGGCUUCCUCCUCGGUGAUGGAGGAGCAGUGGAAGAUCGCCCUCGCCGAGCUGUCUCACAAGCUGAUACAAACCACGAGGAAGCGGGAUGAGGCGAUCCUGGAGGCCUCCAGGCUCAAGUACUCCAUGGCCGAGCUCGAGAAGAAGCUCAACAAGCUCGAGCUCUAUUGCCACAGCCUGAAGACCGGCCUGGACGAAUGCAAUAACUCUCCUUAUCGGACCCUCCGAAACACCCACCACGUCAAUCCGAUCCCCACUUCUAACGACAAAGUCAUCGAGCCCUUCCUCGUCGCGGUGUCGGGGGCUCGGUCUUCCGUCCGGUCCCUGAGCCGGUCGCUCGCCAUGCAGCUCCGCGACAUGGGGGGCAAGCUGCACGAGCGGGUGUCUCUCCUCCUCCUCCAGCCUCACGACGUCAAGGCCGCCUCGCCGCCGUCGAGGAGCCCCCGGAGCCUGCUGCUCCAGCUCGAGGCGCUCCUGAACAGGGCCUUCUUCGAGGACUUCGAGUCGGUCGGGUUCCAGAAGAGCGCGGCGAACGCGAUACUGAACCCGGUGGACCGGUGCGAGGCCAACCUCACGUCGUUCAACGUGCUGUGCAAGUUGACGUGGGACGAGGUGUUGAAUAAAGGCACGAGGCAUUUCAGCGAAGACUUCAGCAGAUUUUGCGAUAGGAAGAUGAGUGAGAUCGUGUUGAUGUUGGGGUGGACGAGGGCGUGGCCGGAACCGCUGCUGCAGGCAUUCUUCGGGGCGUCCAAGGGGGUGUGGCUGGUCCACCUGCUGGCAAACUCGGUCCACCCGGGCCUGCCGAUCUGCCGGGUUGACAAGGGUACCCGGUUUGACCCGGUCUACAUGGAAGACAUGGGCGCGGACAAGGCCCGGGACAGGCUCGUCCCGACCGCGGUCCGGAUCAUGGUCGCACCCGGGUUCUACGUCUACGGCCACGUGAUCAAGUGCAAGGUACUGUGCCGGUACUGCACUAGCAGCAGCAGUAGCGCAAAUGGUAUGCUCAUUGAUGACGGGGACUCUGUGUCAGCAACCUCACCUUAGAUAGAUCAUGUUUGAAUUUUCGAAUUCGAGACAAAUCCUCUCUUUCUUACCCAUCAAUAUUUUUUGUGGUUUUCUCUCUCUUCGUAAUAUGAUAAUAGCAGGGGACAUUUUCGUGGAA